This is a messenger RNA of Xenopus tropicalis (tropical clawed frog), 3586 nucleotides long. RefSeq names its product phosphatidylinositol glycan anchor biosynthesis class N (gene pign). NCBI's taxonomy places the organism in Eukaryota, Metazoa, Chordata, Amphibia, Anura, Pipidae. Gene Ontology annotation, molecular function: transferase activity; mannose-ethanolamine phosphotransferase activity. Bases 118 to 2907 code for a protein of 929 amino acids. Gene Ontology annotation, biological process: GPI anchor biosynthetic process. The record is from RefSeq and is a predicted model, not a curated record. The transcript is spliced from 29 exons. Gene Ontology annotation, cellular component: endoplasmic reticulum membrane; membrane.
UAUGGCAUCAUCAUUAGGCGACCAGGAAGUCAGCCAGAGAGAAUGACAGAAUGGCAUGCAGUGGGAGUCUUGUAUAGAGGAGUUUGCUGAGCCGAUGAGCUGGGCCUUCCGCUCAAAAUGCUGGUAUUUUUCCUUGCUGGACUGGCUGUGCACCUUGUGUUUUUUACCUCAAUAUUUGACAUAUACUUCACUUCCCCACUGGUCCAUGGGAUGACCCCACACCAUACAAGCCUGCCACCCCCUGCCAAACGCCUAGUUCUCUUUGUUGCUGAUGGCUUACGGGCUGAUACUUUUUUUGAAUUAGAUGAGAAUGAGACUUCAAGAGCCCCAUACCUCAGAAAUAUAAUAGAAACCAGGGGCAGCUGGGGUGUUUCUCACACCCGAGUUCCUACAGAAUCCAGACCAGGACAUGUGGCACUUAUAGCAGGAUUUUAUGAGGAUGUCAGUGCAGUUGCAAAAGGGUGGAAGGAGAACCCGGUGGAGUUUGAUUCUAUCUUCAAUGAAAGUAAAUUCACUUGGAGUUGGGGAAGUCCUGACAUUUUACCUAUGUUUGCAAAAGGUGCCAGUGGAGACCAUAUCUUUACUCAUUGUUACUCUGCUAACAGUGAAGAUUUUGCAAGUGAUGAUGCAACAAAAUUAGAUACUUGGGUUUUUGAGCACUUGAAGGCUUUCUUCAGUUCUGCCCACAGUAAUCAGACACUGCUUAGAAAACUAAAUGAAGAAAAAAUAGUAUUCUUCCUUCAUUUGCUUGGAUUGGAUACAAAUGGUCAUGCGCACAAACCUGGUUCCAGGGAGUACAAAGAAAAUGUGAAAAAAGUUGAUAAAGGUAUCAAAGAAGUGGCUUUACUGUUGGAAGACUUUUAUGGAAAUGAUAAUAAUACAGCCUAUAUACUCACCUCUGACCAUGGCAUGACAGACUGGGGGUCUCAUGGAGCUGGACACCCAUCAGAGACUUUGACACCUCUGGUUGCUUGGGGAGCUGGGGUACGUUACCCUACUAAAGUUCAAGAACAAUCUGAUAAACAAUCCAAAGCAUGGAAGCUAGAACAUUUAAAGAGAAAUGAUGUUAACCAGGCUGAUGUGGCACCAUUGAUGGCAUCGCUGAUUGGAAUUCCUUACCCUCUGAAUUCUGUGGGUAUCUUGCCUGGGGAAUACCUUAAUAACAGUGAACUAUUUAAAGCAGAGAGCAUGCUUACCAAUGCACUUCAGAUUCUGGAGCAAUUCAAGGUAAAGAUGGCACAGAAAAAAGAAACCACGCUUCCCUUUCUUUUUUCCCCAUUUAGUUUGCUUUCCGAUUCUAAACAACUUGACAUUUUGAGAAAAACAAGAUCUUACAUCCACAGAGAAAAUUACAAAGAAGCGAUGGCUUUGUGUGAAAACCUUAUUGACCUAGCAUUAAGAGGACUGGCAUACUAUCACACAUAUGACAGAUUCUUCCUUGGCAUAAGUGUUUUUGCUGGUUUUUCUGGAUGGAUUUCUUAUGUUAUUUUAGUAAUUUUAAGAACAAAUACUGGAAUUACCAAGGAUUCUUUAAAAUUAAACAAGGAAAAAACAUCUGUUGCACAGUAUGCAGUCUCUGCCCUGGGGAUUUUUAUCAUCAUCUUUCUCAAGAGUCAAUCUUGUCCUUGGACCUACUAUAUUUAUUGUCUGUUGCCCAUUCCUGUAUGGUAUGCUGUAUCUAAAGAAUGGUAUAUUCUGUGCAAUCUCACAGAUUGUCUGCAAUCUUUGUCACCUUUACGGAUUGUGGGAUUUCUUACUGUGACAUUCAUGGGCAUUGAAGUGUUGGUUCUCAGCUUUUUCUACCGUUCAAUUCUUACAGUUGGUCUAAUUGCAUUUGCAUGCUGGCCAGUGGUAAUGCAAAUAUCGACUCAAGCUAAGAUAACAACUUUGAUCUGGGUUUUCUUAUGCCUGCUGCUGGCAGUUUUCCCCUUGAUGCCUGUUGUUGGAAAGGAGCCUAACAUCACUCUUGUCACCACUGCUGGACUGCUAGCUCUACUGAUUUCUCUUGUCUCUUGUCUUUGGGUCAUUUAUAAAAGAAAAAACAAAUCUGCUGGAAACAUUGAUAAAAUGGUGCAUGUCUGCCAGAUGCUGAUACUCAUUUUAGCAAUGUACAUUGUGAAUACUACCCAUUCCAGUCUAGCAGCAAAGCAAGGGCUACCAUUGAUUAACCAAAUUGUUAGUUGGACAGUACUAGCCUCUGCCUUGGUUGUUCCAUUGUGUACCACUGCAGUUCUGUUCCAGAGACUGUUGUCCAUAUUUCUUUCCCUCAUGUCCACCUACCUCCUUCUAAGCACUGGGUAUGAAGCACUGUUUCCUUUGGUGCUUUCUUGCUUGAUGUGUACCUGGAUAUACAUAGAGCAAGGAACCCUUGUUAAGUAUGGACUUUCCUUCAAAUACAUGCUUAACGGUAUUGACUUCAGCCCUGAGAUAACUCAGUCUCGACAGCUGAAUCUGGAUGACAUUCGAAGAUCUUUUUUCUUGGUCUUCUUUAUCAUCACAGCCUUUUUUGGUACUGGAAAUAUAGCAUCUAUUAACAGUUUUGAUCCAGCUUCGGUAUACUGCUUCUUAACUGUAUUUAGUCCCUUUGUGAUGGGUGGUCUGAUGAUGUGGAAGAUUCUCAUUCCUUUCGUUUUGGUGAUGUGUGCGUUUGAAACAGUUCAGAUCUCAGCACAGAUAUCCUCUAAAUGCCUUUUUCUCAUUGUUCUGGUGAUAACGGACAUUAUGUCUCUGCAUUUUUUCUUCCUGGUUAAAGAUUACGGCAGUUGGCUGGACAUUGGAACAAGCAUCAGCCACUUUGUCAUUGUGAUGAGUACAACUAUCUUUCUAAUGUUACUGAGUGGACUAGUGCACUAUCUGACUACAACGAAAAUAAUCCCUUGGAGACAAAAGAAGCACCAUUCAACCUGAGUGUUUUAAAUAUUUAGGUAGCCAAGGACUGCAGCCAAGGAAAUCCAUUGAUGUACACAUCUACAAAAAGAGACACUUUAGUAUACCUUGUUCAUUGUUAGCCCUUUGUGUAUUCGCUACUUUUGGCAGAUUUAUAAAAAUGUGAGUUUAGAGUGUCAUACAUAAACACUCACCCACGUUCUAUUCAUUCCUAUGGGGUUUUUAGAAGCAUAUAUAUCAAAUGGUGAGUGCUAACCACCCACUGAUAAAUCACUUCUAAAAAUCCCAUAGGAAUGAAUAGAAUGUGGGUGAGUACUCACAUUUUGCUCCUAAAAAUCACUACUGUUAUUUUCAAAGAUGACUUAAUCUACCUCUCUUUAAUCAUUAGACAGGAUAACACAACUAGGGAAAAUUGUGAGGAACAAGGCUAAAUGUUUGGUUUAAAAACUAUUUGGUGGUUAUGUUGAAACAUGGAAACAUUAGCCUCCAGUAACCCACUAAUCAAUGACUUACCAGUGUUUUGCAUUGGAUUGUUAGUACCUUUUGUCAUGUACACAUAGUUGUUUGGUUCUCUUACCCAAAGGUGGAACACCUAAAAGGUCAGUAAAAGAGGGCAAAAAUCUCGUUAUUUGUACAUGAUUUGUUUUAUAUAUUUAUUUUUAUUAAAAAAAAAGGAAUAAAAGCCAAAUGUUAUUUCUGA